This is a messenger RNA of Rhizoctonia solani, 6450 nucleotides long. RefSeq names its product Fungal specific transcription factor domain. Gene Ontology annotation, molecular function: DNA-binding transcription factor activity, RNA polymerase II-specific; zinc ion binding; transcription cis-regulatory region binding. Gene Ontology annotation, biological process: positive regulation of transcription by RNA polymerase II. Gene Ontology annotation, cellular component: nucleus. The transcript is spliced from 20 exons. The record is from RefSeq and is a predicted model, not a curated record. Bases 1 to 6450 code for a protein of 2149 amino acids. Lineage: Eukaryota; Fungi; Basidiomycota; Agaricomycetes; Cantharellales; Ceratobasidiaceae.
AUGAGCGAAGAGAUGUUUGGGCAAACCGGAAUGUCCUCGGGCGGAUUAAACAACAUGAACAACAUGAACAACAUGAACAAUGAUCUGGCGAAGCAAAUGUCGCUGCUCACUGCUGCGGGACGACUACGUGCGACUUCUGCGAGCGGACAGCAACAACAAGCGAUGCGUAACGGAAUGGCUCCCCCCGUACCACCCAAUGUACCGGGCGACAAGCAACGCGCACAGUUUCUCGCCAUGCUUACUCAGGUCCUGGCGCAGCGCGGCAUUGCACUGCCUCCGUUUGUCAGCGGCCAGCCCAACCCCGCCUAUAGCCCCGACACCGGUCCACUCAAGAACGUCCAGCCUGCGUCCGACAACAGACUCGGUGCCCUGCGGCUGCCCGGGGCAGUCCCUGGACGCACCGGGGACAUCGACUUGUUCAAGCUCUGGAGUGCAGUCACGGGUGCGGGUGGCAUGCAGCGAAUCCAAGCUGGAGGCCAGUGGGAUGCUGUUGCGAAUCAUAUCGGAUUCCAGCAGUCGCCCCAAGUCCCAGGGCAGCUCCCUCAGCUCUACUUUCUUGUGCUCGCGCCACUCGAGGAGCAUAUGAAGCGUACUGCACAAGCAAAGCAAGCCCAGAUGCUCGCUCAACAGCAACAACAGCAACAGCAACAGAAUUUAACGCCCGCUCAGCUACACCAGCAACAACAACAGGGCAUGGGUGUCACUGGCAUGCAGAACCCCGGUAUGGUCAACCCUGCUCUCGGGGCCAUGCAAAACUCGGCUCUCGGAGGCAUGCAAAACUCCAUGCAGAACAACAUGGGCAACCCUGCGCUCGGGGCAAUGCAGAACCCUGCACUGGGCGCUGCUGGCCUGGGUGUGGCCAGUAUGGCAAACCCCGCAUUGAACGGGAUGCAAAACCCCGCCGCGGCGCUUGGAGGAAUGCAGAAUCCAGCGGCCGCACUAGGGGGCAUGCAAAAUCCCGCGGCGCUUGGGGGCAUGCAGAACCCUACGAUCGGAGGCGUGAUGCAGAACAACCUCGCUGGCGGGGUCAUGCAGAACAACUUGACUGGGCUCGGAGCGAUGCAGAUGACUCCGGCGCAAAUGCACCAGCAACAAAACCAGCAGCCGCCACUUACGCCCGCUCAGAUGCACGCUAUGCAAAAUCCUGCUUCGAAUGGUCCAAAUCCGGGUCUGGGUGUUGGAGUUGGAGUCGGGGUCGGUCAUGGUGUUGGAGGACCAAGCGGGAGCACGAUGCCCCCACCUGCGCCUGUCCCUGUCGAGUUGGGCGGGAAGAGGAAGAGCGAACCGGACGAGGACGAGAAAAGGGCCAAGCUUAAAGUCGGAGAUCCGGCACCUGCUGCUGCCACUCGUCGCACUAAAAUCGAAUAUGUUCCCCUACGGCUGGACGUUGAGACAUGGGGUGGACGUGCUUUGGAUGGGAUGAUGGCUGGCAUUGGUGCUCAGGGGAGCAUGGAAAAGAAUAUAAGAGAGAUAGCCGAGCUUGGUACUGUCGAUAUCACAUCCAUAACCCUCUCCCUCCGAGCUCGCACCCCCCGUUCACUCGGCUAUGCACUUGGAAUACUCUCCACACUCUCCUCCCAUGUACAACAAAGCUUCCCCCUCAUACGAUGCGAAGAUCUAUUGGAUGUUCUCGUUGAGCUCUUGGAGAGCGCAGCGCUAGAGGGAGAUGGGUGGUUGGGCGGUCCGCUGGGAUCCGAACGAGAAGUGGUCCAGAACCGUAUUAAGCACGAAGACGAUGCGCCCGUCAAGCAAGAGGACGGGGGAGCAGAAUUAUGGGAUGAGCAAGACGAAGAGGUCCCCAUCCGAACCCACCGCGAACUCGUCAGGAUCGCGGCCGAGGCAGGUGUUGGUUUGAGAGCUCGGGGACGAGGGUGGGACGGGGGUGCGGUUGGGAGCGACAUGAGUGUGAAGCGUGAAGAUGACUUGCUGGCCGACGACAUUGAGCCCGACUUGACUUCGAAUUAUGGAGAUGUCGCUCCGCCCGGUCUGGUGCGCUCGGAUGUGAUCAUCACGAUUGUCCGCCUGCUCCGUAACUUUUCGAUCGGGCCGGAUAAUUGUCAGUUCAUGGCGAGGGACGGGUCAAGAGUUGUAGACGUCCUGGCGAAUAUUAUUGGGUUCCGAGAAGGCAAGGAAACCCAAACUGAUGGGCUGUUCGCAUGGGAUAGCGGGGUCGAUAUCUCCAUUUCGCCUGUUGCGUCCCCUCUCAAUCUUUCUCAGCUCCUCCGAGUACGAAAAGACGUAUUACACAUUAUCGCCAACCUCGGGUUGCACCUACGACUAAACCCAUCCAGCCCCACACCCCAGAAACUAUUCGAACUAAUGGCUUCCUUCCUCUUGGACCCAACCGACACACGACCUCCGGUCCAACUAUAUCAACACCUCUUGCCCAACCGACGAUUCUCCCUCUCGACCGAAAUAGCACUCGACGCGCUCUCCAGGAUCGCACAUGCCGACGCCAAUCGGGCAGUAUUCCAGCGCACUGUCUCCCCGCCGCUCUUGAAAGCGGUAUUCAUGGCCCUGACCAAGAUGCUGCCCUCCGAACAGAAUGACAUGUUCCUCCUCAUUCGGUUCGAAUCGUGGAUGGCGUACGCCGAGAGAGUUUCGCUCGGGCUGUACGCUCUGGCAUGCUCGCUGUCUCCUUCUACGCGCGCCGACAUUCGGACGAACCACCGUGCGCUGGGAUCGUCCGUGCUGCGCAUGAUGUGCCGUAUGGCGCAGUACGAUCCUUCCUCGGAAAAGACGAACACGCCGUGGGCGCAGCGGUCUCCGUUUGUAUGCCUUGUUCGCAGGGUCGUGGAGGCUCUGAGAAUCAUAGACGAUCUCGAGGAGGAAGUUCAAGUUGGCUGGCCUGUGAGAGGAGGGAAGCUCGAAGGUGCCAAAGGGAGCGGCUGGUUGUCGGGUAUUGGGUCCGACGAUGCGUUGAUGAUGAUGAGCAUCGAGGGCUUGGAUAAUGUCUUGUUUGAGGAUCUGGAGAUGUUGACCCGGGUCGGGAAGUUUGGAAAAAGCAACAGUUUGAAUAUUGCUUAUUUGGGCAACUUUGCCGUCAAACGCCAUCCACUACCCAUACGCACAUAUACGUGGAGUAUCAAAAUUAAACAAUUGAAUUCAGCCCACAAACGCUAUAGCUAUCAACUUAGACUUUCCAUUUCGUUACGGGGCGGGAGCAAACUGCAAACUAUUUUACAUAUUUCGGCACUCCUUGCGGCCGGCUUGAUGUAUGUCGCCCUUGCAACGAUCUGCGUGGCAGUGCUCAGGGUAACUGCGGAGGAUAAACGAGAAGAACCCUUCAUGAUUCCUCCACAACGACCGUCUACACGAAAGAAAUGCGACGAAACAAGGCCAGUGUGCCAACGGUGCAAGCAGGGCAAGUUCAAGUGUUUAGGAUAUGCCUACUUGGACUCGCUUGAGUCGCUCCACAACUCCCUCACUUCCAGGACAAAGAGAUUGGCGGAGACCCCACUAUUUUCGUAUCAACCGAUGCUAUUGCCAUCCUCCGACGCCCAAGGACUUCCACCAAGCGCCAAAUCAUCUCCGGCCCCAUUAACACCUGUCAAUCACCCUCAGGCAUUGAUAGCCCAUCCUGUCAAACCUCCAGAACGUAGAAGGUCGGAACUGGUGACGGCGGCCGUAACGCCCACCGGCUCUUGUGAACGGCAGCAUUCCGAAAGCAUUCCACGAAUAUUACGCCUGGAAUCUGAGCAUAUAAACAAGGUCGUCGAAUUGGUUCUGUCCCAAAACGCUGCAGUCGCCCGACGUGCGUACCGCUCCGAUUUACUGAGAUGGUGCAUGUACCUUGGUGCCCAGAUUACACAGAUGCUGCUGGAUGGUUUGGGUCGAAAAAACUAUCUCGAUAUAAUUCGCCGUUUUCAUCAACAGAUCGUUUCAAACUCGCCCUUGGUCGUGAACUCUGACCCCACAACGCGCCUCAGUGGAGCCCUGGAUCUGUGCCUUUACGCGUGUAUGGUAUCUAAUAGUGCGGCAGGCUAUUCAAUCUUCAGGAACACCACGCCGCUAUGGUAUCAGCUUGCCGCCAACUUUCCUCUCGUUUGGUCACACGGCUCCACUGUAUCCCUUGCCUAUGCGAUCUCCGUUCCCAGAUAUGAGUUAUCCAAAUUCAUACUCUGGGAUAUUAUCUGUGCGCUCGCUUUUGGUACCCCUUCUAUCCUUCAAUACGAUACAACUUGCCAGCCGAUGAACGUGCACAAGAGCUACUUGGAAUGGGUGUACGGUUGUCCUUUGCCGUUUAUCGUUUUGCUUGCCAAGAUCAAUGCCUCACAUAAUCGUCCUCUUGUUCUUCGUGACCAGCACGAGAUUGAAAUGCAUUUGAAGCAAUGGGACUCAAAGUCUACAUAUCCGGAUAAAGAUUCAUGCAAGACUGUUGCGAGGCUCGCGGUACAAGAAUCCUGGAGGCAGGCCAUCUAUAUUUAUUUGUAUAUGGGUAUGUGCAACGCUGACUCGGCAGAUCCGCGUGUCGAGGCUGCUGUUCGACAGAUUUUCCUAUUAUCUAGCACAGUUCAAAGUACAAACCCAUUAGGGAUACAUCUUUUUGCACCGUGCUUCAUUGCCAGCGUAGCUGCUCGAGCGGAAAAUCACCGUGCCAUGCUUAGGAGCCGAAUAUAUGCGUACCGAGAGGCAAAUUCGUGGAUCCUCACGGGAGCUGACUUUGUUCCUGUGUUUGAUCACUUGUGGCGUGGAGCUGCCCGUGACGGCCGGCCAGUCACUUGGGAUGAUUACGCUUCGUCAACGAAACCGAAGCGUCUUCCCGGCCCGGCUGGAACGAGUUGCCUGACUUGUAAACGUCGGCGUAAAAAAUGUGACCAGGGCCGUCCAACAUGCCAAAAGUGCGUUGAGGGUGGUUACGAUUGUCUAGGAUACGAUCAUAUUCAGCAACGAAAAGCUGCCAAAUCGAACUCAGCAACCAGUCAUCAUGGGUAUAUGGAAGGACACUCUCGGCCACUUGCCAGCGUCAAUAAGAAUGAAGGUAGUAGUAUUGGGGAUAGCGAUCAACUAGCGGUCAGCUUCGCCUUGCGACCUCAGAAUACCCCAUUUGGUGGAUAUUAUGAAGCUCCCUUUUACGAACCUGCUGGAUGCAGCCCUUCAACAGAAGCCUCAUCUGAUUCAACUCCUAUCCACUCGUCCCUGGUGACUGUAAACAAUUCCCCUUGGAAUGCAUUGUCCUCGCCAUUAUUUGAUUCGCCGGCCGACCCCGAAGAAACCAAUGCCGAACCAUCGCACCUAUCUAAUUUAUAUAGACUGAACUUUCUGGUUGGCGCUCAAACUGCACAGAGGUUAUCACCCCUGUCCCUAGGCGAGAGACAUUCAAUUAAUUAUGUCCUAAAUCUGUUCGAACGAGUCUUUGACUCGGUCUACUUCAAACCUAGGGACCAUCAUGCAACAUUACUUCGGAGUGUGAUUGUUAAUCGCAUACAGGCAUCGAGUAUUACUCGAUGUGCUGUCGUUUUGGCUGCCAAGAUGGUCGAAUCUAUGCUUAAUGGGAAUUCUAGCAACAACCGCAUAACGUUCAAGGAAUCCGUCCACAGAUUCGAGAAUCAUCUUCAUGCAGUAAAGGCUGGGCGUCUAAACCAACAAGAAAUUCAGUAUCUACUUAAUGGUUUCCUGGAGGUUGCCUUCCUGAAAAUGAGGGUAUCAAACGGGUACAAUGCCUACAGGCUACUUCGCAACGCGGCCCCCACGUUCCUGGAAAUCGUGUACUCAGACCCUGGACUAUGGCCCGACCCAAGUGGGCCUCCUGCGGUUUGCAUGUCCAAAGUAAUCACCUCGACCCGAUUUGAGCUCGGUCAUUUUGCUCUUAUGGAUGUACUCUGUUCUAUGGCGUAUGGACUACCCCAAGUGGUAGACUACGAGACCGCCACCCUGAGUCCUGAAGCAGAAAUCCACCCCAUCGAAUGGGUUCAUGGUUGUCCGCUUGAGUUUCAGAUUUGCAUCGCCUUGAUGAACGACCGCUGUACAAAAAGCUAUGUGGCCCCCGACUGGCAAAUGAUCGAGCAUCGCUUACAGUCCUACAAAGUACGACUGACCCUUGUGGACCAGACAGAGUCUUGGAGGAACAUAGCAAGACUAGCAGUUGUGGAGAGUUGGCGCCAAGCAUUAUUGAUUUACUUGUAUAUGGCAGUCUGUGGGAUUUCAUCUAACGACAUUCGAGUUCAGUCGGCGGUACGACAAAUAUUUCAGCUGUUUAAAACAGUCAAAAGGCAGGAGCCUCCAAAAGUUAACGUCCAUUUUAUGUUCCAAUAUCUCAUAGCUGGAGCGUGUACGCGCAACGAAACGCAAAGAGCAUUGGUGAGAGAAAGACUCUUGGAUUCGUUCGACAAUGAGUGCUGGCUACUGCCGGGCAGUGAUAUGGUGCCAGUCUUAGAUCACCUGUGGCACGGUGCAGCAGCCAACGGUCGGCCGUUCAAGUGGAGCGAUUACAUCACUUCAAGACAAUAG